AUGUGGGGAAAUAGUCGCAUUGUUAACUUCAUGUGUAGAUGGUCACCAGGAGGGGACGAUGAGGGACAAUCUCGUCUCGCCAGUAUUGCUGGAUAUGGAUCCUCAGAGAGCACCAGAAGCGAGGCUGCAGGGAGAGUCAUUGGUGACACCAAGCCGUCGAGGGGUAGUGGACGGAGUUGGCGGAGAACUGGCGAGGACUGGAGUGGGCAUCAGAACCUCAUCUGUGUAGAGCUCGGCGAGGCUACAGUUGCUCCCCAAACACUUGUUCCUAUCGACGCUGAUAACCGAAGCCAUUUCGAGGUUGAGGCUCCUGUGAGUGCAGUGACUAUGAAUGCUCAUUACACAACACCAUUGUUGGGUGCUGCGGAAUAUCGAACAGAAACAGCGAGCUGUUCUGCAAACGCGCUGGAUGAUGCCUCAGUCGAGGAGAAGGAGGAUAAGCUCCCUAUAGCGCCUCCCGAUCGGGCCGCCUCAUCCCAGGCAGAUGUGGUCCAGUCGAGGCAGGAUAAUAUUGUUGAGCACGUCGAGCUACCGAUAGCAGCAUUCUCGUCGGUGGAUGAGGGUCCUGCUAGGGAGACGGCUGACGAGUUGGCGAAAGCGAUGACUAGUGAGGGGCUGAAGGCUGAGAGCGACGCUCAAGGACUACUUUGGAAUGCUGGUGACAGAGCGCGCGCAGUUGGCGCUGGGUUCUGUGAUGGAGGCCUCGCCCAGCUGGUGGCUCUGGCAGCGCCCGAGACUCGUAAACUACUUGGAGUGUACCAGUCUGAUGAGACUACCAUUGAGGAGGCCAUCAACGACUUGACAGAGUGGCUCGCUGAAGGUCCUCUAGAUGGCGUACUCCUGUAG
Molecule: messenger RNA, 846 nt
Organism: Perkinsus marinus ATCC 50983
Lineage: Eukaryota; Perkinsozoa; Perkinsida; Perkinsidae
Exons: 8
Coding region: 1-846 (281 amino acids)
Source: RefSeq, a predicted model, not a curated record